UAUUACUAAUAAAAAUAGUUAAUGAACAAAGCUUCGAACGUUAAAGACAACUGCCUCGAGAAUCUUGGGAAGGCUACUUUACAAAAACAUGCUAAACCAGUAACCCCAGAAGGUGCCUCGACCUCAAGAGGGUGACUUUAUCCGCCGAAAACUACAAUCCCCAGAAUGCAUCUAAACCAGACCUAGGGAACGGAGUCCGGCGCUCCCGCAAGGGAUUAUGGAAGGUGUGGAUUCCUUGCCUGAAGAGAGCGGUUCACCUGCCAAGGGCGGGAGAAUCUUGGAGACCCCCUCCCAGAUAGGCGGGGCAAUGGCUAAUGAGCGACCAAUCACCGAGCCAGCCCUUGGAGGGUCUGAAAAGCGGCGAAUCAAAACGCAGCGGCUUCAGCCUUCACGGGCGCGCGGUAAUUUGAAUACAGUGGAGGAGAAACGGGCUCCACCGGAGAGAGAUUCCCGGCUUCGAACCUCAAGAGUUCAGUUAAGAAGAUGUCAGCUUUUACUCCAAGAAAAAGGAAGCAGCAUUCUUCAAACUAUGAGAACCUAUUAUCAGACAUUCCAUCAAAGAAAUUAAUUCUGGACUUUGCUGAGAAUAUACUUCCAUCACCUGAUCAAAAUUACAUUUGCCAAAGAAGUGAUAACAGUGAAGAAAAGGCACAUUGCUCUCAACAAGGCCAUUUCCUUUCAAGUCCACUCGAAACAACUAAAAAAAACAAAUUUCCACCUGCAAAUCAAGGUUCGCCAUUUAAAUCUGCUGUGUCUACUGUAUCCUUUUACAACAAAGACAAGUGGUACCUCAACCCACUAGAAAGAAAGCUGAUAAAAGAGAGUAGAUCCAUUUGUCUAAAAACUAAUAAUGAAGACAAAUCUUUUCCCGUUGUGACAGAAAAAAUGCAGGGAAAACCAGUCUGCUCCAAGAGAUUGAAUAAAAAACCACAAAAGAGUUUAACUUCUAAGUGUCAACCAAAAUAUAAAUGCAUCAAGCCUCUAUCAAAGAAUUCUAAAAAUUCCAAGCAAAAUCGAGUGGCCUAUAAGCCAAUUAUAGAGAAAGAGAAUAGUUAUUAUUCAGCUCAAAAUAAUCUGAAUGCUCCUCGGGUUCUAAGCCAAAAAGUCAAACCACAAGUUACACUUCAGGGUGGAGCGGCAUUUUUUGUUAGUAGAAAAAAGCCCUGUCUUAGAAAAUUGUCUCUGGAAAACAAGCCAUCAUUGGGACUCACACAAAAGAAUAUAUCAGAAGUGAUUGAAGAUUCUGAUGUAGAGACCGUCAGUAAAAGAAAAAAAUUUGAGACAAGGCAAGUGCCAAAGUGCUUGUUACUAGAAAAAGAACCAAACGUCGAGCUGCUUCAUGCAAGAAGUAAAAAUGAAGAAAAAUUAAUAAAGGAUUCAUUAGAUGGAGUAGUUUCUUUAAGAGAAUGUAAACCUAAUGAAAAUAAGUGUUUUCCUUCAGAGGAUUUUCUCAGUGAAAACAAGGCGGUUUCUCCUGAGUCCAUUGUUUAUCCCAUCUUCAGUGUGUCUCCAGUCAGUACAAAAAGAUCUUUAGUUGACGAACAGUCUUCUGUGAGACCCAUCGUAUCUGCUAACUCCUUGAAACAGAUCAGUGAGCAGAAAAGUACUAAUACCAGAGAUACAAAUAAAGGAACAAAAGAGCAGCUCAUCAUUGACGCAGGUCAGAAACACUUUGGAGCCACCAUGUGUAAGUCUUGCGGCAUGAUCUAUACUGCUUCCAGCCCUGAAGAUGAACUGCAGCAUGUUCAGCAUCACUACAGAUUUCUGGAGGGCAUCAAAUACACUGGCUGGAAAAAAGAACGUGUAGUAGCACAGUUUUGGGAUGGGAAAAUUGUGUUGGUCCUGCCACGUGAUCCAAGUUAUGCUAUUAGAAAGGUAGAAGAUGUCCAAGAACUGGUCGAUAAUGAAUUGGGCUUCCACCAAGUUGUUCCCAGAUGUCCAAACAAAACCAAGACUUUUCUCUUCAUAUCUGAUGAAAAGAGAGUAGUUGGGUGUUUAAUUGCAGAGCCCAUCAAACAGGCCUUCCGUGUCCUUUCUGAACCAACUGGUCCAGGAUCCCCAAGCUCUAAAGAAUGUCACCGGGCUUGGCAAUGUUCAGAUGUACCAGAGCCUGCAGUCUGUGGAAUAAGUAGAAUCUGGGUCUUCAGACUGAAACGAAGAAAGCGCAUUGCACGACGAUUGGUAGAUACUCUCAGGAAUUGCUUCAUGUUUGGCUGUUUCCUCAAGAUUGACGAUAUAGCGUUUUCUGACCCAACACCAGAUGGCAAGUUAUUUGCAACCAAAUACUGCAACACCCCUAAUUUCCUUGUAUACAAUUUUAAUAGUUGAAGUCAAUGUCUAUUAUCGGGCAGUUACUGUGUAGAUGAGUUCAGACAACCCCAUGUCAUAUAAUGUGAACUAUUUGACAAAUAUCAAAAUAAAUCUGUUGAGACACA
Molecule: messenger RNA, 2435 nt
Organism: Lutra lutra (Eurasian river otter)
Lineage: Eukaryota; Metazoa; Chordata; Mammalia; Carnivora; Mustelidae
Gene: ESCO2
Product: establishment of sister chromatid cohesion N-acetyltransferase 2
Exons: 11
Coding region: 484-2328 (614 amino acids)
Biological process (GO): mitotic sister chromatid cohesion
Cellular component (GO): nucleus; chromatin
Molecular function (GO): protein-lysine-acetyltransferase activity
Source: RefSeq, a predicted model, not a curated record